GGUCAAGCACCUGGAGGGGCCUCACAGUUGAAAUCUCAGGUACCUCAAGCCGGAGUUCCGCAGCGGUCUACGAUACAUAUAUGGAGAGCUGAUAAACUGCAAAGCCACGCCUCACUCGUCAUUUUCGGGACCGCUGAAGCAGCCCAAGUCGUUGCGCUUGUCAACGAGUUCCUCUGCGAGGACUAGGUCCUUGUCGGACAUUCCUGUCACUGGUAACUACACUCGUGAUCCGGCUGUAUUGCUGUAGACUUUGGAUUUGGCGCAGUGGUGAUUAGAUGCUUCGUGGGUGAUGUACUUGGACAUGUACAUGAUUGACUGUGCUGGCUUGAGGAGUUAGAGACAUGAGGGAAGUUUAUGCGGAGCGUGGUUUCGAGAUGGGUGGACUUGUGUUGGCUAGGAAUUUCGGGGUCGUGACAUGGGGUUCGAUUCUUGCGAUGUUGAUAGUGAAUGUAGUCACUGCGGUCCCACUUCCUCCGCCGGACGUUGCAGAGUAUUGUAACAGCGAGGAGCGGUGCUGCAUGCCGCGCCCUUACGUGGGUCAACCUGCACACCAAUUCUACCCGGACCCUGAGCUCCCCAUCAGGAUCCGGCGCCCCGUGCACUUGCUCACCGAUGCCGAAGUGGCCAGACUCGAGAGGGCUUAUCAACUACAAAAAGACCUUCCGGAUUCUGAUCCUCGAUCAUUCACCAACCAAGCGAAGCUUCACUGCCUGUACUGCGACAGCGGAAUCUACUACCCCGACAACCCCUGGCCGCUUGAGAUUCACAACGGCUGGUUCUUCUUCCCAUGGCACCGGAUGUUCCUGUACUUUCAUGAGCGUAUUCUGGCCAAGCUGCUGGACGAUGACACCUUUGCACUUCCGUUCUGGAAUUGGGACAAUCAAACACCGGAGGAGCCAUACGCUAAUGUCUUGCCGAUUUCUUAUGCAAAAUCAGGCUCUCCCCUCUGGAACCAGCAGCGCAAUAAAUGUGCAGAACCACCCUUGAUAAUUGAUUUGAACACAAUUGGAGGGUGCACGGCCAAGUCUCCUUCGGUGUUACGAACGGAGAACGACCGGAUCAUGUAUACGCAGGUGGUGUCGGGGGCUAUGUCGCCACAGCUCUUCUACGGGAUGCCGUAUAGGUAUGGCGAUGCGGGAGGACACGGGCCGGGGACGUUCGAGGAUAAUCCCCACGGAACAGUCCAUCUUUGGGUUGGGAAUCCAGAUUCGGAGUCCGGCAUGUUCGACGACAUGGGUAACUUUGGCAGAGCUGCAAGGGACCCCAUUUUUUACGCGCACCACUCUAACGUUGACAGAAUUUGGACUGUGUGGAAUACCCUUCCAGGAGAGCAGCGGAAAGCGCCUGUCGAUCCAGAUUUUCUCGACGCGAGGUUUACAUUUUUCGACGAAAACGGUGACUUGAUAAUCGUGAACGUUUCCCAGACGCUCGACAACGAGCUACUACGGUUCAGAUACGAGCAGAUGCCCACCGGAUGGGUUACGAACGGACAAUUACCAGGCGAGGAGAACAGCGUCCCUCUCUGCUACCGCGGAAAUCCUACCAAAACGAGGAAAUUGAUCGCCGACACUCCCUACUUCAAGCCAUCGAUGGUACUGCACACGGUACCGCUCACCUUCAAGGUGCAACGUCCCCGAAGACGUCCGGAGGUGGGCGUCGAGGUGCUAGAACUAUCUGGACUCUCGUUAAUCCCCGCGCUCCAGGCUCACUGGGAGGCUUUUCUCUUCCUCCCGAAUGGAAAUAACAAAACCACCGUGAGCUGUCCGGAGUUCAUCGGCACCUUCAACUACGUCGCGCACGUUGGCCAGGCGCUUUUCAACCGUGAGCGGAGGUGGCGUGUGGCAUUGGGACCGAAAAUCAUGGCGCUGGGCAAGGAGAACUACACAGAUGUGGUGAUCACUCUUGCGCAGUUCGGUCCCAACAUCCAGCCGAUUACAUUCGAGAGGGCUGUAGUUGUUUUCGACACAGACGGGGUUGAGUAAGACGUUUGUCGAUUGAUUCUCUACCGACUCUCUAGCUUGCAGCAGAUUAUUACAUGAUGAUCACGACGCCGAUGAAUUGGCUUAGACACUGGUGAUGGGAUCUGGUUAUCUGGAUCAUUGUUCCCAGUAAUCGUUGCAUGUUAGGAGUAGUAUGAUAGGAGUGUUUCGUAGUUGCAUUGCUUAGGCACCUAGUUGCAUGUUAGGAGUAGUAUGAUAGGAGUGUUUCGUAGUUGCAUUGCUUAGGCACCUAGUUGCAUUCAAGUAGAUUCAUUGAAUUGGAGCUCAAAGAGAAAAAAAAGGUGGAAACCGUCUCGCGAUGUUUUAAAAUCCCCCAACAAUAAAAAAAUCGCUUUGUCUUUGACUUCCA
Molecule: messenger RNA, 2349 nt
Organism: Physcomitrium patens
Lineage: Eukaryota; Viridiplantae; Streptophyta; Bryopsida; Funariales; Funariaceae
Product: polyphenol oxidase I, chloroplastic
Molecular function (GO): catechol oxidase activity
Source: RefSeq, a predicted model, not a curated record